UCCCGCUGCUUUUUUCGCCUGCAAGAACGGACCUCACUUUGAAUUCACACAGACUCCGUCAAUCCUCCUUUUUCCAUCCGUUGCCUAGAGAAACCAUUCUAGACUCUGCUGUAAUCAACCCUGACUCCGUGGUUCUGGGACAUGACUAGGAGCAACCUUAAGUCACAGAAAUGGAUCGAGGCUAUUUUUCACGGAUGACGGAGCAAAACGCGUAAAUUUCUCUAAAGAAAACAGAUCAAGCCAGCCAGGAAGUCAGAAAUCGGAAAAGUAAAGCGCAUCCGGUGCAUUUCAAAAUAAGAUACACGCAAUCAGAUCAUAAAUCAAGAGGUGAAACAUAAGUCAGGUGGAGGGUCUUAGAGAUUGGCAAUAUGGACGACGAGAAGUUGAUUUUGGAAGUGGAAAAACACAAAAUUUUCUAUGAUGCCAAUCAUCCUUUUUACAAGGAUAACGGCAGGAAGGAGAUGGAAUGGGGGGAGGUAGCAGCAGUCAUUGGAAUGGAAGCUGACAUUUGUAAGGCUCGGUGGAGAACUCUCCGGGAUUCCUUUGUUAAACAUGAAAGAAAAAGCUCUGUUGGAAGUGGAUCCACAACUGGGACCCAAAAGGAAUGGAAAUAUAAUGAACUGAUGUCCUUUCUUACGCCUUUCCUGCAGCCAAGAAGAUCCAAACGCAGCUUGCAGGCUUCAACUUUAGUAGAUGUAGAUGGAGAGAAAUUCUGGACCCCUCUGUCACGAGCUGGAUCUGAGGAGCAAUCCACUACCCAAGAUACUUUGCAGCAUCAAAGAACUGCAUCAUCACCCUCUCCUCCCCGUAAGUCCCUCAGCCCCAGUAGGAAGGCAGCAGAAACACGGGGUCAACAUGGUGCAAAGGAAAGCAGGAAGAGGAGCUCCAUGCAAGUUACAGACCUCGAGGAGCGAAUCAUUUCUUUUUUAGAAGAACCACCUACGAAACCACAUGUGCCUAUUACUGAACAUGAUGAAGCAUAUCACUUUGCUCUCAGCACUGUGCCAAUGCUUCUCAGUUUAAAUAAAUGCAGACGACGAAGGGCCAAAACCGAAAUUCUAAUGACUCUAGACCGCCUUAAUGAAGAGCAAGAACAAGAGGAAACAGCUGUUCCACUUCAGUAUUGAUAUGGACGUCCAGGUUAAAACAAAUACUUUUCUAAUUGAUAAAAAAGGAACUGCUGUCCUGAAUCAUCACAGUGCGUGGAAAUCAAAAGAUGACCUUCCCAGAGCUCCCCAUAGUUCAUCUGAAUGACGACGCCAAAUGAUGAGGAUGGUUUAAUUGAUUACAAGCUGUAAAAAUUUCAUUUUCAGGAGACUGACAAUGUCAUUUUUUUGUGAGGCCAAUAAGACGAUGAAUCAUUUUAAAUUGUUUUCGACACCGCGCUUUUUAAGUUUAACUUUUUCUCAGUAAUAUUUUCAUUCAUUUGUUUUUAAAGCAUCAAGAAUCCAAUGAAUGUAUGUGCAUAUGGUUUAACCAAAGCUACGGUUUGUAGAGAGAUCAAAGGAUCCUAAUUUGCACUGCUACCAGUCGUUAAAAGGUUAUAAAACAGUUUACAAACAAUAGAACGACUUAGAUAGUCAUAAAUAAGUCAAGUAUUUCGCCUUAUGCUAGUUCUGCUGUUGUUUUUGGUUCUGUCUUGUUUUUUCCUGUUAACAGAGACCUUAAAUCAGGGUUUUAUUAGCUUUAGGGGCUGGAGAAAUCCUCUUCGAACAGAACCUGUUUAUGUUCCUCUUUUUGUGAGUAUACAUCUCACACAGCCAACCAGUACUUCAUCAAUCUCCUUUUUGUUGCAGUUAAAACUACUUCCAGUUGACUCUCAUCCAAGCACAGAUAUACAGCAGAUUUGGAUGCUUAUCGAAUAAACUUUGAGAAAACAAAGAAAACUCAGUUUUGUGGUCAUUUUGCUUAAAUUAAGCCUAAAUUGUCCAAUCUGCCCCCAUUUUGUACAGUGUAAUGUUUAUGUUUUUUUUCAAACACUAUUUGUUCUGAAGAAAGGCCUGUAGCGCAGUUUUUGACCUCGCCAAUAUUCUUGUUGUUUCUGUAUGCUGCCACUGUUUAUUUGCUUUGCUUCUGACACAUCUACACCCCCAAAGUAUGAGACAAUAAGGGGGAUCUCUAGUUGUCUUACAUGUAUUUAAUUCGUUGACUCUUUCCAAUCUUCUUCUUGUUUUGUCUGUUAAAUAGAAAGUGGCUGUUUAAAACUUUGUAGGGACCCCACUUAUAAAGACAAAACUUCCCACUGGCUGAGCUUCCUGCAUCUCACAGUGGGCUGACUGUGUUUGUCACUAGUGCUGCGCCGAUGCCAUUUUUUUGCCCCGAUACCUGAUAUCUGGCU
Cyprinodon variegatus (sheepshead minnow) is the source of this 2338-nucleotide messenger RNA. Its product is annotated as transcription factor Adf-1-like. Gene Ontology annotation, molecular function: DNA binding. Gene Ontology annotation, biological process: regulation of transcription by RNA polymerase II. Bases 369 to 1127 code for a protein of 252 amino acids. The record is from RefSeq and is a predicted model, not a curated record. Gene Ontology annotation, cellular component: nucleus; transcription regulator complex. NCBI's taxonomy places the organism in Eukaryota, Metazoa, Chordata, Actinopteri, Cyprinodontiformes, Cyprinodontidae. The transcript has 3 exons.